Messenger RNA from Pyricularia pennisetigena, 1809 nucleotides. RefSeq lists its product as uncharacterized. The coding region runs from base 1 to 1809 and encodes 602 amino acids. The transcript is spliced from 4 exons. NCBI's taxonomy places the organism in Eukaryota, Fungi, Ascomycota, Sordariomycetes, Magnaporthales, Pyriculariaceae. The record is from RefSeq and is a predicted model, not a curated record.
AUGAGGCGCAGGUUACAGGCUGCUCUGGUCGGUGCAGUGGUUUUGGGAAGCUUACCGACCGCGAUUCUCGCACAUGGCGGCGAGUCCAUGAAUAUGAACCAGGGCCAAGCUAUGCCCAAACCGGCUGAAGAUUCGGGCUUGGAGACGUACUUCUCAUAUCCUGAAUACCAAGGCGCAUUAUACGCCCACAUAUCCUUAAUGAUAGUGAGCUGGGUAUUCAUGCUGCCAGUUGCUGUCAUGUUCUCGCUCGCUCGCUCAAGGUAUACAUUCCCGGCGCAGGUUAUUUUUGUCGUUACCAACUUGACCGGCUUGAUCUUGGGCAUGAUUUUCAACGAGAACACCCCGGAUCUGUACCCAAACAACGCCCACCACAAGCUAGGCUGGGCUAUCACGGCGCUGUCAUGCGCUCAGGUUGCCCUCAGCGUGCUCGUCCGCCGCCCCGAGAUCUUUGGUUCGUCGCUCAGGCCCAGAUCCGCCCGGUACACCCCCGUAUCGACUGCAGCCAUGGCCGAGCACCAGCGGGCCAGCGCAGCUCCCGGGUCUCCUCCGGCGCACCGCUUCUCGUUCGACAGCGGCCAGGGGACAGAGCCCAACACGGCAUCGCUGUGCAGCAGGCCGAGGUACUCCAGUUCCAGCUCGCAGCACGACGAGGAGGCUGCUCGCAAGGAGGAGGCCAUGCUGCUUGGCGACACCGACUUUUAUGCGCAUGACCAGGACAGCGAUCGGGAUUUUGCGGCCGCCCGGAGACCAUCGACACGCAGCAGUGCUGCUGAUAGUGUGCUGGCUCUAGCCGGGAAGGCUGCGGGCGUCUUUUCUGCCCAGGUUUUGAGUAUUUUUGCACUAGGGUACAAUAUCGUCGAUCGAGUCAUCCUUAUCCUGGGCUUUGUUGCCAUCUGCACGGGUAUUAUCGCCCAAGGGAGAUUUUUUGAGGGACAAGAGAUCUUUAGCGGUCUGGCACACUGGAUCAAGGGUGGGGUCUUCUUCUGGCUCGGCGUCCUGACUCUGGGCCGCUGGACCGGAGCCUUUGCCGAGAUCGGCUGGGCAUGGAACCUCCGGCCCCGUCCCUACGACCCAGCCGCAGCAGCCGCUCCAUGGCGCCCGUCGGCCGAGUUCGUAGAGAGCGCCCUUAUCUUCAUCUACGGCUCAACCAACAUCUUCUUGGAGCACCUGGGCGCUGGAGCCGACAGCGCCUGGAGCGCCCAGGACCUGGAGCACGUUGCCAUCACGGUCCUCUUCAUUGGCGGCGGCCUGUGCGGCAUGCUGGUCGAGUCGGCGACGGUCCGGGAGCUGCUCAACACGGCGGUGGCGGGCCACGAAGACGAGAAGGACCAUCACCUGUCUCCAACGCCACCAUCAAGGCUCCAGGGCAGCGUCUCGCUCAACCCGAUCCCCGCGCUCGUGAUCCUCCUCCUCGGCAUCAUGAUGAGCUCCCACACCCAGGCCGACAUGGUCUCAGGCAUGGUGCACAAGCAGUGGGGCGACCUGCUCAAGGGCGCCGCCGUCGCCAGGGGCUUCUCGUACAUCCUCAUGUACCUCAGGCCGCCGCGCUCCGUGCUGCCCUCGCGGCCGCCGACGGAGCUGCUUGCUGCGUUUGGUCUGAUGGCGGGCGGUGUGAUUUUCAUGGCAAGCAGUCACGAUACCGUUCAGGGCAUGAUCAACCAGGGACUCGACGCCAUGUUCAUUUACACCGUCGCCAUGGGCCUGGUGGCGUUCCUGAUGGCCUGGAUCGUCAUCGUCAUGGCCCUCAAAGGCUGGGCUAUCCGCAAGGAGGCACAGUGGCAGAUGGUUGACAGAAGCCAUAUUGCCUGA